UAACUCCAUGAAUGUUGAAGACUCAACUCUUGGAUUUUGAUAAGGCCUAAGGGUACUAGCAGAGCUGAAGGAAAAAGAAGAUCGGAGAGAGACAGAAGCCCGUCUUUUGUUCUUGUAGCUUUACAGGACAACCCUGGCGGCUAAGGGGGUGGAAAACCAGGAUUUGGCAGAAGAGAAGAGUGAGGAAGCUUCUAACCAUCUUCGAUCUAUCUGCAGCCUAUCCAAAACAUCAACACCGGAAAGCCUCGCAACUUUUUUCAUUCCCGUCGCACUGACUUUGUGGUGGUCGCAUUUCCUGGUGCAGUUAAGAGAUAUCGGUAAAUUUGUUCUUCUGGAGACAACAUAAAUGGACCCCAUGGCUGAAGAGCAAUUAGACUACGGGGAUGAAGAGUAUGGAGGAGGUCAGAAGAUCCAGUAUCAGGGUGGUGGAGCAAUCUCUGCACUUGCAGAAGAGGAGAUGAUGGGGGAAGACGAUGAAUACGAUGAUCUCUAUAACGAUGUGAACGUUGGUGAUGGUUUCCUCAAACUGCAGCGCCCUGAGGCAAUAGUCCCGUUAGGUGGUAUUGGGAAUGGUGGAAUACAAGCUCAGAAGACUGACGGUUCUAGAUCAAGGGUCCCCGAACCUGGUGGAUCACAAGAGGUAAGCAUCCCAGGAGUUGGUUUGGAAGGGAAGGGUUCCAAUAUGGUAACUGGUUUUUCUGAGCAGAAAAAAGGAGGCUUCUCUGCUGGUAAYGGAUUGGAAGAGGGAACUGGUGAUUACCCAGAUGGAGUWUCACAGAAGGGGAGGCCUUUGGAGAUGGGUCCUAAUGCUCAAGGAGGAAAUUUGGGGUUUCGAGGAUCAGCACCUAUUCCCCCGAAAGUUGGGGCUGAUCCUAGUCAGRUGUCAGGAAAAUUUGCAGGUGAAUCUUCAUCRUUACCUGAUUCAGGCACCGCUGGUCCUARAAGUGCUCCACAGAUGCCAUCUAAUCGAAUGAACAUGAAUGUUAAUAUGAACCGCCCAAUGGYKAAUGAAAAUAUGAACCGGCMAGCGGUAGAGAAUGGUACGACCAUGCUUUUUGURGGGGAACUGCAUUGGUGGACUACUGAYGCUGAGCUUGAAARUGUGCUAUCUCAAUAUGGGAGGGUCAAGGAAAUCAAAUUCUUUGAUGAAAGRGCUAGUGGAAAAUCCAAAGGCUAUUGCCAAGUUGAAUUCUAUGAUCCAGCUGCUGCAGCUGCAUGCAAGGAGGGGAUGAAWGGACAUGUUUUCAAUGGUCGAGCUUGCGUGGUGGCUUUUGCAUCUSCACARACWCUGAAGCAGAUGGGKGCYGCUUAUCUAAACAAAACCCAAAUGCAAUCUCAGUCUCAGCCACAGGGAAGGAGAUUUAUGAAUGAUGGGGUAGGGAGGGGUGGUGGAAUGAAUCAUCCAGCCGGUGAAGUGGCAAGAAAUUAUGGCAAGGYUCCAUGGGGUCGAGGGGGUCAUGGAAUGAUCAAYAGAGGUCCAGGGGGUGGAGCARUGAGGGGCAGAGGUGGGGCUAUUGGAGCAAAGGGCAUGGUUGGAAGCACUGGGGGGAUUGGAACAGGUGCCACUGGAGGACCUUAUGYACAAGCUCUURCUGGUCCUGCAUUGGCAGGUCCAGCUGGUGCAAUGAUGCAUCCACAGGGUAUGAUGGGUGCAGGAUUUGAUCCAACAUAUAUGGGUCGAGGAGGUCAUGCAGGAAUGUGGACUGAUACAAGCAUGGCUGGAUGGGCAGGAGAAGAUCAUGGGAGAAGGACAGGGGAAUCAAGUUAUGGCGGUGAUGAUGGARCAUCUGACUAUGGUUAUGGAGAGGCAGGUCAUGAAAGAGGAGGGGGACGGUCUAAUGCUGCCACACGGGAGAAGGACAGGGGUWMUGAGCGUGACUGGUCAGGGAAYUCUGAGAGRAGGCAUCGUGAUGAGAGGGACCAGGACUGGGACAGGUCUGAUAGGGAGCACCGGUACAAGGAAGAAAAAGAUGCUUACAGGGAMCAUCGRCAGCGAGAACGUGACUGGGAUAAUGAGGAUGACUGGGAUAGGGGGCAGAAUUCUUCUAGGUCUCRCAGCAAGUCCCGGAUGAUGCAAGAAGAAGAAUACAGGUCUCGRUCAAGARAUGCAGAUUAUGGGAAGAGACGRCGUCUGCCAUCAGAGUGACACAAUCUGGUGGUUCCUGCCAACUUUUUGUUGGAAGUAAUUUAACAGGUCUUUUGAAAGUCACUGGUUUCAGACUUGCUAUCGUGUUUCAUCAAUGGCUACAACUUCGUUGAUCAUUGCACCCUUCUGGUCUUUUUGGCCUCAUGCAGGAGUGUGACUUCAGAAUGGAAAGAGUAAGUUUUCCACUUCUGUGGCUUGAGAGGGAAGAAUGGAUUCCCUCAACUAUUGUGCUUCUUCCUAUAGAACAUSAUUAGAAGUGGCAAUUAGUGCUUGUGUGCUUAAAAACAAUUACUAGCUUUUUAGUAGCAUUCCCAUGUGGAUUUUCUCUGUGGGGAUUAGAUUUUCUCACUAUAUUGCAGUCCUGGUCUUUAACUGGUUUUACCUUUGGUCGUACCUGUUCUUUCUAUGACACAAUUGCUUUCUAGGGUGCACCCUAGAUAUGCUUGAAACAUUGGCUUUUAUAGUAAUAUGUGCAAUAAUCUUA
Messenger RNA from Nelumbo nucifera (sacred lotus), 2630 nucleotides. Lineage: Eukaryota; Viridiplantae; Streptophyta; Magnoliopsida; Proteales; Nelumbonaceae. The record is from RefSeq and is a predicted model, not a curated record.